CUGCAAACGUAACGUAAGGCAUACGCUUAUUAACUACGUUAUCUGUAUUGAUAGCUGUUUGUCUAUUGUGUCUGUAUUUUAUUUUGAUUUGUACAAAAAUCCACAACUAUGAAUUCCAAACUUGUGAUUGCCUUCGCAGUUCUGUGCUUCGCUGCUUACAUCUAUGGCCAGCACGUGCACUGCACCACCGACGCCAACUGCACAGGGGUGACAUGCGACACAGCGGGGCAACAGGCUGAGUGCCACCAGUCUGAGUGUCUCUGUCACCAGCACGUGAACUGCACCACCGACGCCAACUGCACAGGGGUGACAUGUGACACAGUGGGGCAACAGGCUGAGUGCCGCGAGUUUGAGUGUCUGUGUCACCCGUACGUCACAUGUAGCACCGACGCCCACUGCACAGGAGUUAUAUGUGACACCGAGGGACACCAGGCUCUGUGCCACGAUAAGGAAUGUCAUUGUCACACUCCUCCCCACGUUGAGGAGGAGUGUGAACACGCCUCUCAAUGUACUCAUUGUGGAGCAAACGCCACCUGCGACGAACACUUCUGUCACGGGGUCAACUGUAUUCACACCUAAACGUGGAACAAGACCAGGAGGAAGAACGUUUAUAUCGAGAUGACGUAAUGGACUGCCAUUUUCUGAUCUGUGAUUCAAUGUUCGUUAAAUAAAAAAAACUUAGCCUAAAAUAA
This is a messenger RNA of Mya arenaria, 692 nucleotides long. RefSeq names its product serine protease inhibitor Cvsi-2-like. The transcript has 3 exons. The coding region runs from base 109 to 579 and encodes 156 amino acids. The record is from RefSeq and is a predicted model, not a curated record. Lineage: Eukaryota; Metazoa; Mollusca; Bivalvia; Myida; Myidae.